Molecule: messenger RNA, 7900 nt
Organism: Loxodonta africana (African savanna elephant)
Lineage: Eukaryota; Metazoa; Chordata; Mammalia; Proboscidea; Elephantidae
Gene: SLC6A5
Product: solute carrier family 6 member 5
Exons: 18
Coding region: 1-3057 (1018 amino acids)
Biological process (GO): synaptic transmission, glycinergic; glycine import across plasma membrane; sodium ion transmembrane transport
Cellular component (GO): plasma membrane
Molecular function (GO): glycine:sodium symporter activity
Source: RefSeq, a predicted model, not a curated record
AUGGCUGGCUGCCGCGGUGAUGGAUGCGGAUUUACGGCCUUCUCGUUGGUGGCGUGCGGGCGCGAUUAUCACUCCAAACAGGCGGCCGCGGAGGGCGGGGGCGGGGGCCCGAGGUCUGACGCGCAGUGGGCCCCACGCGGGAACCCAAGUGCGCACUGGAGUGGGGAGGGCCUCCGGAGUGAAACGUCAGACCUGGGGGCCGAGCGAGGACCCGCGGCGUCACCCGGACUCAGGGCAGCUGCGCCAGGGACCGGGCGGGAGGGAGUAGCGAGAAGGCCGCCAGGCCCAGGGCGCCUCUACAUAGUUCUGCCCCCUUCGGGGGCCAGCGAGGACCGCGCGCCCCGUGGACACUGCGUAGGCAUGCGGCCCUCUGCGGGGGCGGCUCAAAUGCAAAUUGGGAAACUGGCUGGAGUGGCUCGGAAGGAGGGUCUCCGUAGGGAAACUACCCACCCCCAGGAUAGUGCAGAUCGCAGGUCCCCAGCCAGCUGCCGCGGAAGGACCAGGCUGGCAAGCCAGCGAGCAGAGGCAUCUGAGAGAGCGAGGGCAGCUCGCGAGCGGGCGGGAGGGGUCGCCGCAGUGCCCCCGGCGCCCGCCGCAAUCUGCCGCUGCAGCCUCCGCCUGCGGCCGCCCAGACUUUAUCCGCCUGCCGCGUGGGGACUGCCCAGCCUAGAUUGCGGUGCUCCCAAGGAAAUGAAUAAACAACCAGACGUCAGCUUGGAAGCAGCGGCGGCACCGGGUCACCCCGAGGGCCUGUGCGCGCCAAGGACGAGCCCGGAGCAGGAGCUACCCGCGGCUGCCGCGCCGCCGCCCCGUGUGCCCACGUCCGCUUCCACCGGCGCCCAAACUUUCCAGUCUCCGGACGCGCGAGCCUGCGAGGCCGAGCGACUGGGAAUGGGGGCUUGCAAACUCAGUAGCACGCGGGCGCCAGCGUCCUCCGCGGCUCUGCGGGACUUGAGCGAGGCGCACAGCGCACAGGUCGCCCCUCCGGCUGGGGGAGCCGGGCCCGGCAACGCGCUGCACUGUAAGAUCCCGGCCCUGCGCUGCCCGGAGGGGGAUGCGAACGUGAGUGUGGGCAAGGGUACCCUGGAGCGGAACAAUACCCCGGCCGUGGGCUGGGUGAACAUGAGCCGGAGCACCGUGGUGCUGGGCACGGAUGGAAUCACGUCUGUACUCCCAGGCAGCGUGGCCAGCGCUGCCGUCCAGGAGGACGAACAAGGGGAUGAGAAUAAGGCCCGAGGGAACUGGUCCAGCAAACUGGACUUCAUCCUGUCCAUGGUGGGGUACGCAGUGGGGCUGGGCAAUGUCUGGAGGUUUCCCUACCUGGCCUUCCAGAACGGGGGAGGUGCUUUCCUCAUCCCCUACUUGAUGAUGCUGGCCCUGGCUGGGCUGCCCAUCUUCUUCCUAGAGGUGUCGCUGGGCCAGUUUGCCAGCCAGGGACCAGUGUCUGUGUGGAAGGCCAUCCCAGCUCUACAAGGCUGUGGCAUCGCGAUGCUGAUCAUCUCUGUCCUAAUAGCCAUAUACUACAAUGUGAUUAUUUGCUACACACUUUUCUACUUGUUUGCCUCCUUUGUGUCUGUGCUGCCUUGGGCCUCCUGUAACAACCCUUGGAACACACCAGAAUGCAAAGAUAAAACCAAACUUUUAUUAGAUUCCUGUGUCAUCAGUGACCACCCCAAAAUACAGAUCAAGAACUCGACUUUCUGCAUGACUGCCUACCCCAACUUGACAAUGGUUAACUUCACCAGCCAGGCUAAUAAGACGUUUGUCAGUGGGAGUGAAGAGUAUUUCAAGUACUUUGUGCUGAAGAUUUCUGCAGGGAUCGAAUAUCCUGGCGAGAUCAGGUGGCCACUGGCCUUCUGCCUCUUCCUGGCUUGGGUCAUUGUGUACGCAUCCCUGGCUAAAGGAAUCAAGAGUUCAGGAAAAGUGGUGUACUUCACGGCCACGUUCCCCUAUGUUGUGCUGGUGAUCCUCCUCAUCCGAGGAGUCACCCUGCCCGGAGCUGGAGCUGGGAUCUGGUACUUCAUCACACCCAAGUGGGAGAAGCUCACGGAUGCCACGGUGUGGAAAGAUGCUGCCACUCAGAUUUUCUUCUCUUUAUCUGCUGCAUGGGGAGGCCUGAUCACUCUCUCUUCCUAUAACAAAUUCCACAACAACUGCUACAGGGACACCCUAAUUGUAACCUGCACCAACAGUGCCACGAGCAUCUUUGCCGGCUUUGUCAUCUUCUCUGUUAUCGGCUUCAUGGCCAAUGAACGCAAAGUCAAUAUUGAAAACGUGGCGGACCAAGGGCCAGGCAUCGCAUUUGUGGUUUACCCGGAAGCCUUAACCAGGCUGCCCCUCUCUCCAUUCUGGGCCAUCAUCUUCUUCCUGAUGCUCCUUACUCUUGGACUUGACACCAUGUUUGCCACCAUCGAGACCAUCGUGACCUCCAUCUCGGAUGAGUUCCCCAAGUAUCUGCGCACACACAAGCCAGUCUUUACUCUGGGCUGCUGCAUUUGUUUCUUCAUCUUCGGCUUUCCAAUGAUCACUCAGGGUGGAAUUUACAUGUUUCAGCUUGUGGACACAUAUGCUGCCUCCUAUGCCCUUGUCAUCAUUGCAAUUUUUGAGCUCGUGGGGAUCUCCUAUGUGUACGGCUUGCAAAGAUUCUGUGAAGAUAUAGAGAUGAUGAUUGGAUUCCAGCCAAACAUUUUCUGGAAAGUCUGCUGGGCAUUUGUUACCCCAACCAUUUUAACCUUCAUCCUCUGCUUCAGCUUUUACCAGUGGGAGCCAAUGACCUAUGGCUCUUACCGCUACCCCAACUGGUCCAUGGUACUUGGAUGGCUAAUGCUCGCCUGUUCCGUUAUCUGGAUCCCAGUUAUGUUUGUGAUAAAAAUGUAUCUGGCCCCUGGCAGAUUUAUUGAGAGGCUGAAGUUGGUGUGCUCGCCGCAGCCUGAUUGGGGCCCAUUCUUAGCGCAACACCGUGGGGAGCGUUACAAGAACAUGAUUGACCCCUUGGGAACCUCUUCCCUGGGACUCAAACUGCCAGUGAGGGAUUUGGAACUGGGCACCCAAUGCUAGUCUGAUGGCGUGGGACGGUCCAGACUUGAUCCUGGUUUUCCUAUCUGCCUCCUCCUAACAUGUUUCCCAGCUUCCCUCCCAUUUUUCUUCUUCUUUAUUCCCACAUUUUGGUUCACAUCUGUGCAUGAGAGAGGUUACAUAGAAACCUAGGACAUGGUACCUCAUGUUGUAGUGAAGAGCUAGACAGACCACUUGAAGUGCUGUGUGCCUGUCUCUGUGAUGUCAGUUUCUUGUCGGGUUGGUCCCCUGAGCACGUGCUUUCUAUGGCAAGGGUGCAUCAACUAGGUGAGGCCUUUGCAGUGAAGUCACACAUAGGUAUGGGUGGUUUGUGGUUUGGUCAGCAGAGAAAUAGCCACUGUGUGUUGUCAUUGGGUGGUGCUGGUAGGACAUGUAUCAACCAACCGUUGCCACUGAGUUGACUCCAACUCAUGGUGACCUCAUGUGUGCCCUAUAGGGUUUUCAGUGGCUGAUUUUUUGGAAGUAGAUCACCAGGCUUUCUUCUAAGGCACUUCUGGGUGAACUUGAACUUUCAACCUUUCAGUUGGCAGUUGAGCAUUGUUAAUGGUUGGCACCACCCAGAGACUCCAAGGCAUGUAUAUAGAAUAGCAGAAUUAUAAAACCAUUAAUUUGGAUUUGUCAGCCUUGUAGAGUUAGACUGAGCAAUAUAAUGGCCUCAUUGAGACUCAAAGCAUUCAGGACAGGGAAUAUUUAGAAGUUCGGCUAUGGUUAGAAAAUGUUUUAGAUGGAAGACAAGGCCAAUAGAUGUGGACACCGUUGGAGUAGUUACAUUCACAACUGGAGAUCUAUUCUUCAUUUGGACCAGCUGUCUCAAGUGCACCAAGGACUCAGAUGCUUCCCUCUCUGCACUCUGCAAGUCUGAGUGAAGAGUUGCUUCUCUUCCUCCACUCGUCAUCUUUUCUUUCCUUUUUAUGAAUAAUCACACUUGUGAGUUCUUUUGAUCGUUUCCCCCACCUCUACACAAGAAGCCAUCGUAUAAUUGUGCCUAAUUUUAUGUGUUCACAGUAGAGCUCCAUUCUCAUUUGUACAUGGCAUUUGGCACUGUGGUUCAAUGUCAUGAUCCCAUCUUUCUUCUCUUGUAAAUGUCUUUCUGUAAGCUGUAGAUUCCUUGUCUUUCAACCUUUGGGAAAACAAGAUUUACUCUGGUUCUGUCUAUAUAUCAUAUAUAUAGGACACAAACUCUUAAAAGACAGAUAACUUCUCAAUUUUUACUCUUAAUUUUUUCAUUUACAGUAAAUGCCAGCUGUGGUCAUAGAGAAAUCAAAGAAAUGGAGAGUUUAAUAAAAAGCAGCCAUAAUAGUCACUGCUCUGGUAGUCCAUUUUAGGUCAUUGUAUUUACAGAAAUUUAUGAUAAAACUGCUUAGGUAAGUAGCCAGUGAGCCAAUUAAGACUAUAGCUUUUAAGACUAUAUUUAACCAAUUCAAUUUUAAAAGAAUUCCCUAUUCGCAGUACUCAUUGUAACUGCACUCUAAUGAGAACGAAUCUCCAUGUCUGUGGAGAUUGGCUAAGCUGUAACCUUUAUUAUUUUCUUGUAUCCUGAACGUGCAUAUAUGAAAAUUUAAAAACGUGCUCUGUGUUCACGUAGUGUAUACUUGUAGUGGUAUUUUCUGUCCUUAUUAAUACCUUAUGAACCACUGUAGAGACAGUGAGUUUAGAAUAGUGUAGUCUGAGGUUUUUUGUUUUUUUUUUUCCUUGUGGUAAUAAUAUCUAAACCUAAAAUUCUUUCCUUUAGGGGAGACCAUGUCAAUCUUUUUUUAUUUAUUUGUCUUCAUAUUACAGGGUCUCAGGCAACAUUUUCAGUUCAGAUCUUGUCUAUUGAUGUGAUAUUUUCAUCCUGUUCAGCAACAACGACCCCUAACGAUAGACCUUAAUGUAAACAUUUUUUUAAGAAAUGACUUCAUUUGUUAAAAAAAAAAGUCUCAACUCAUUUUACUGAGUUCUUCCUUUUCUAGGGAAAUAUGGCUGUCAUUUGCCAACACUGACAUGAACUUCCAAUUUUCAAGAGCAGUCUGUGAAAAGUUUUAGAAAGGGAAACAAAGAUGGGUUUUAAAUUUUAGGUUUUCAUGUCUUUUGUCUGUGGUGUAUGUCUGUACUUCCUCCUCCUUGUUCUUACUUCCUGUCUGUCUCCCGAAGCUAGAAUUUGCUGUCUGUCACAGAGUCUGAACCCUGAGCUGCCCUGAGAGACUUAGCUUUGGGAAGCUGAGCUGUGGCCUCAACUGCCCCAGUGUCUCCUAUAGUGACUUGUCUGCCAUUAACACUGAUUUCCGCAAGAGAGCCAUAUUGACGAGAAGCCCUCAUGUCUGUAGCAGAUGUCACAUAGUGGCACCAAAACUUAGCCUCUCCAACUGAUAUCUGGUGGGGCGAGAGAGGCGGGGAGGAAUGCUUUAGGCCUGGACAUUUUCUGUAGCCUUUCUGGUUUGAAGUUUGAAGAAAAGAGCUUAAAUCAAUUAGCAUUCUCUCAUGGGACUGCUAUGUUUGUGUCAGGACGAAUGGUUUCUGGCUUUCCUGUCUCGCCUCUUGGCUAAAACUUGAGUCUGAUGCUGGACACCAAUCCAGCUUCCGCUGAUUAUUGCUGUUGUGAUUAAAAGAAGGAAAAAACAAAAACAAAUCCACGGAUGCUGCGGGGUUUGUUUUGUAGAAACUGAAAGUUUAUUUAAUGGUGGGGAUGGAGCCCUCUUCGCUAGCUAGUCUGUUUUGCGGCUGGCAGCAGCAACAUUUCUGUUAAUUAGGAUUUGUCCAGUGAAGACCCGGUACUGCUCACUGAGUGGCUGGUCUUCUUCUUGUUAUUGUUUUCUCCUUUUUCCCUACAGUUGCCAAGUAUUAGGUAAAAGUUGCUAAAAGGGACACGCUCAGGUGAAAGUUCUGAACUUACCAGAAACUGUUACCUUAGUUUCUCCACAUCUAGAGUCACGUCCAAUGUGGAGGUGUCCCUGGCAGGGCUGCGCUGGGUCUUUGCUCGUCCACUCUGCUGCACCUCCCGUGGACCCGGCUGGAAUGCUAAGAGCUCAGAUGCACACAACCAAAUGGAUGUUUCUUUGCUAUUAAAACACGUAGUCAAUUGGCGGAAGAAAAAUGAAUGAGUAAAAAUAAAACGAGCAGUAUUGUCAUAAACUGCCACCUGAGAGUUUCCAUUCAAACUAAGGAGGAAAAAAAAAAAAGAACAAAACCCCGAGUUGCAGAGGAAAGACUCAUUGGUUCAUCUUGCGGAAGAACGGAGCAUUUUCCACUUGUGCGGUGAUUUCAGUAACACGAACGAAUGCCAGAAACCCAGUCAGAGAAAAAGAAAAAAAAAAAAAAAAAGCCAUAUGUCAAAAACAGUAACCCUGUAAUAUCCUUAAAGGAGAAAAAAAAAAUGUAUAUUUAUUAACUUUUGGUGUUGUGGCUUCUUAUAAAUGUUUGUCAUGCGAAUUACUAAUUGUUAAUCUCUUUAAGGUGGUGUUUAUCCUAUACAAAUGUGUCAAAUUGUGGUCUUUUUCUUUUUUCUUCUUAUUUAUUGCAUGAAAUCUGUGGUCAGUGCACAAUCUCACAUGACCCCAAUUUCUUUGAAAUUUCUAUGUUUUUAAUAUGGAAGCAAUGUCAUCAACUUGUAUUUCCGGGAGGAACAGCAGCACUUUAAAAAGAGGAGUUUAACAGAGCCACCUUUAAAUGGAUAAGACUUGGGUUGUCUUUAUGCCAAUGUUUCAUUGGAGUUGAGUUUUCCUGUAGUGAUGUUCCUAUUCUGUUAUCUACGCGUGCCUCAGUGCUUCCUGCCUGUCUUCACCUGGCAGCAUGGCUUUGCCAUGCCGAAAAUUAAGAGUUUUCUUUCCUCUUUGUUCCUUUGACUAUCGGUCAUUGUCCUCUUCCCAGAGACUUGCACAACUGUUGCUCAUUGAAUGCAUGAUGGCAAGAUCAUACUGCUGCUAUGGCAUCUGGAUUUGAGUUUGCGACAUGGGUCUUUGAGGUAGAUGACUUGAGUGAGGGUACCCUGCCUGGCACGAUGUCUUGCAGGGACAAAGGACCAAGGCCAGCCAAUGAGCAUUUUCCCUGUUUUGCACUGGGGUAUCAUGCAAGAAAUUUCCAGGCUGAGGGUAAAGGUUUGAGAGAUUUAGUUUUGAUACUUACUUCUCCACGAAAUGGCCACCCCAGGAUCUGUGAAAGCAAAAGCUUCCUGCGUUUCCCAGGUUUUGCUUCAACUGUCCAGAAAGGCCAAGUAUUUUUGAAAUGUGGUCUCUGCUCGGGUCACCUCUGAGCAACCUGCAGCCAAAGAGAAAGUGUUUUUCAGAUUUGAUGUUCAUCACCUCCAAAACCCAAGCAGUGGUUUGAUUUGCCGUGGAUUCAAUACAUCUUCAGGUAACCAUUUGCCUUAUAGGUGUAUUCUGUUGUUAGGAUGGUGCUUUGUAAUGGACUCGGAAAUGUUGUUUUUUGUUUUGUCACUUUUGUUUUUUCUCUUUUUUUGCACUUUACUAUGGACCUACUGUGGAAUAGGUUAAUUCUUAAAUUGUAUACUCGGCUAAUGUCAUGAAUGCAAGCAUCUUAUGUGGGUACUGUUGCCUCUGAAUAAAGAUAUGCUCCCUAAUCAGGUCCUUAUAUUUUUUCAUUAACUAUACAUAAAGAAAAUAUACUAUGUUACAAACGAUGCGUCAUAUGUAUCUUAUAGAGAACGUAUUAUAUAUUGUGCAUUAUUCAUUUAAGAAACCAUUAUUCUUGAGGCCCUACCUCAAAUUUUGUAUUUGUGUGUACAAAUGCAAUUUAUUGUAUUAUAUAUUUGCCUAUCAUAUACUGAUAUAAAUUAGAAUUUAUCCUAAUAAUGUAUGAUUUCACAAAACCCUAAAUAAAUGUCAGUGUU